ACCCGGAACAAAACAGUUUCAUUUUCGCUGGAGUCUAGUCGUAAACCGCUGUUUUAUUGUUACGUGAAGAGCAAUGGCAGAGUUUGUUAAAGCGCAAAUUAAGAAUGGGAAAGUAGUUGUGUUUUUGAAACCCCCCUGCCCUUACUGCGUACUCGCAAAGGAUGUUUUGUCGAAGUAUAAAUUCAAAGCUGGACAUUUGGAGUUGAUCGAUAUUAGCACACGCAGCGACAUGGACAGCAUUCAGGACUAUCUGCAACAGAUCACGGGCGCGCGCACUGUUCCUCGAGUUUUCAUAGGAGAAGAGUGCGUUGGAGGAGGAAGUGAUGUUGAGGGUCUUCACCAUUCUGGAAAACUAGAAGGCAUGUUGCAGGCCAUCGGAUGUCUGCAGUGAGGGGCGUUGAGAAGGGGUCACAUGAUGCUGCAGCGAGACUUGCGGAUCUGCCGUCUGCGCUGCUGGUACUCGCUGAGCUCCUGCAGGUAACCUCUGGAGGGCCAGCGCAGACGCUCCACCUGCUCACGCUCCUCGUCUGUCAACAAAAA
Molecule: messenger RNA, 540 nt
Organism: Danio aesculapii
Lineage: Eukaryota; Metazoa; Chordata; Actinopteri; Cypriniformes; Danionidae
Gene: glrx
Product: glutaredoxin (thioltransferase)
Exons: 3
Coding region: 74-391 (105 amino acids)
Source: RefSeq, a predicted model, not a curated record